This is a messenger RNA of Dendroctonus ponderosae (mountain pine beetle), 3116 nucleotides long. RefSeq lists its product as uncharacterized. The record is from RefSeq and is a predicted model, not a curated record. Bases 242 to 2944 code for a protein of 900 amino acids. The transcript is spliced from 12 exons. Gene Ontology annotation, cellular component: nucleus. NCBI's taxonomy places the organism in Eukaryota, Metazoa, Arthropoda, Insecta, Coleoptera, Curculionidae.
UAAUGCCAGUCAUUUGAUUUGCACAUGGGAAAUGUAGUGUUACCGACAGAGCCCUUUUCGUUUGAUGCUACCGACUGGGAACAGUUUACCGAUUGAAAUUCAAAUCAUCCAAAAAUUGAACUUUUCGCGGUCUCCAUCUAUUCGAGUUUUUGAUCCGGCUUUUGUGCUUUUUACGCGAAUUUUAGCUGCUUUUUACCAAUUCCAGUCGUUGGCUUAAAAUAUCUCAUGUUGGUGAGCCAAAAUGGAAUCAAAUGGAAACAAUGAGGGAGAUUUCGGUGAAAUUGUCUUAGAUGGAAUGGAAGUUGGCGAAACCCACUAUGUUUAUCAUGAUCCUGAAAUUAAUUUAGAGAACCAUCCUCAGUACAAUAUAGUGAAUUUGAUGAUUGAAGAUGAAACAAGGGCUGUGAUAGUGAAUGGGGCUGUCGUGACUGCAGAUGGACAACCUCUGAUUUUGCACAAUGAGGAAGAUUUAAGUCAAUAUUCCAUUGACGAUGCCACAGAAGAAGUCGUGAUAUCAGCGGAACAAGGAAACCAAAUAUUAGAACUGAUAAAUUCGCAAAACAACCAAAGCGACAAUGAAAGUGUUGUUCACUUCGUUCAAAAUGAUAGUUCAAUGAAUCAAGAUCCUGACCAACAUGUAGUGUAUAUUCAAAACCCCAAUAGCAUUUUGCCCCUGCAUCCUCAAUAUCAAAUAGCAGAGCUUGAUACUGUGGAAUAUAACGAAGCCAUGCAAUUGACGAAACUAGAAACUGAUCAGAUUUUGCAGGAAAUUGAUGGUUGCAUUGACCUGGAGCACUUAUUGAUAGAGCAGGCGGACGUCCCUAGUACAGAAAAUGGAAAUUGCCGAUAUGCAUUUCUAAAGGAUGGGCAGUUGCAUGUCCAAGGUAUAAAUGGCUCGAUAACUUCUUUUAGCAUGGAGGAAAGUGCGGAGGAGAGAAACGCUCAAAGUACAUUGGGUCAAAAGUCAAAUUCCAACAGUGUCGAUUCACUUGAUGUUGGCUCCAUUAAAGGGCAAAGUAUGAAAGCAGAUCAGGCUUUUCCAGUGUCGCGAAAAACUGAUAAAUCUGUAACGCGAACAAGAAGUUAUACCCAGACUAGUAGUCAAAGCGAUGCCAACAAAACAAAAACCUCACCAAGCUUUUCGAAUCUCAGAAAGCUCAUCAACACAAAAAUCACAAUCGGACAAACCGCUGAAGGGAAAACUAUUGUUGGAAAAAUUAUCAAUGUGAAGAAAAAACCUGUGGAUUUGGGAACUAAGAAAGAAAGGAUGACCCCUUUAACCAACUGCAAAACUUACCCAACUGCAAAACAGAAAAACUCACAAAUGUCUGGAAUAACUAAUGAUUCAUUAGAACAUUCUAGGAAAGAGGCAAUAGAUUCGGUUAAUAGUAAGAAAAGGCCAGAUAAAAUAGCAACAUCCAAAUCAAAUUCUACCUUAAAAGUUCCCAAUCGUUUAACGUCUGCAACUAAACAAGAGCAAUUAGAUCAAGACAUAAAUGUAGCCAAUCCAGAUUCAGGCAUAAAAAAUGUAAAUGUGGAAACACAGGUACAGUUACUUAAAAAUCCUUCUAAAAUGCGCACUAAUAGCAAUCAAAUACGUGCAACUACCCCACUGCCCAGUCGUGUAUGUAGUACAAUAGUAAAAGAUUCCAAAUCGCCACAAACCGACGAUCAAACACACAAGGAAAAUGGUCAAAGUGAUAACACAGACGUUUCAGCGAAAUCCAGUGAGCAAUCAAAAAUAAUUGUUCAGAAAAAAAUGAUAUCAAAAGACGACGAAAGUUUUAAUUUCAUUGCAAAGACUCUGUCUGGAUUGAUGAAUUUGGAGAGCGUAGUCAAAAAAUUAGAGAACAAAACGAUUAUAGUUAAGAUCAUGCAAAAAGUCUAUGACCAUGACUCUUGCAAAUACUCGAAAUCGAUAUCCUACUGCAGCGGUUGUAUGGUUAGAGAAUUUACAGUGAACGAGACACAAGACAGCUUUUCGGAAUCAUGGAAUUUUAUUUCGGACAGUAACUCAAAAGAGACAAUUUUAAAUGAAUAUAGCUUGGAGACUACUUUGAAAAACGCCACUAAGAUGAAAAAGUUUGCAAAUAUAACUAUUCAAAUAACCACCAAUCUAGAAGGGCAACAAACAACAAAAGUGAUUCUAAACCCACCCGCAUUGUUGCAAUGUAAAGGCUGUACUAAAGCAUUUAGAACCAGCGCCCUAUUGAAAAUGCAUUCUUUGAGUUGUCCACCAGCCCUUCAACCAGAAAACGUUAGUGAUCCAGUUGAAAUGAAAUCUGUAGAGGCUCCUAAAGAUGUUUUGGAAAACAAAUCAAUGCAUGGUUGCGUGGAGUGCAAUCAGAGUUUUACAACAUCACAACAAUUGCAAAAUCAUAUGGACAUGCAUUAUAAGAUGAACAUGUGCCCCAUAUGUAAACUAAAAUUGUCGAGUGUGGCAGAAAGAAAUACGCACUUGAUGACGCAUUCGGAUUCCGAGAUGCCACAGGCAUUGGAAUCAUCAAUGGAAGAUGAGAAAGGGGAUAAUAAUCAACCAUCUAAUAAUAAGAAAGGAUAUACUUGCCACAUUUGCAAGAAGCAAUUUUCUAGACAUUCGAAUAUGCAAAGGCACGUUGAAAUUCACAAAGAGGAAGGCGCUAUAUAUCAGUGUGCGAUAUGCAGCUGCUGUUACCACUACAUAUCAUCACUCACUAGACAUGUACUGUCGACUCAUGUAGAUCCAGAAACAAAUGUUCUAGAAAACGGUCCGUCGAAUGAAACUGAGUCUAACGAUAACAACAGUCAAGAUGAUCAACAAGAGGCAAUUUUCCAGGAUGAAGAAAUUGAACAGAUAGUUGAUUUGGAUGAGAUGGACGAAGGAUACUUGCAGCAGUAUGUAGUAGACAAUUUUGAAUUAGAAAAUUUGAAGGAAGAUGAAAUACAAAAUAUGGAAAUCCAGUAAAUGAAAGCCAAACGAAAUCCAUUUUAAGUUAAGUGUCGUCAUUACGUAUAUCACAACUAAUAAUAUACGGGAGAUUAUAGUCACACUGAUAGUUAUUGAUUCUAGUGAUUUAAGGAAAGUAAAAUGUGACUGGAUAACUUGGAAAUUGAAAUAAAUUUAAUUAAUCACUGAA